AGCGAGCCCAGCAACUUGCCUUGGUGAUCCACGGCAUUCAAGAGAAGGCUACCUGGAAUUUAUAGCGCAAAAGAGACAGAGCAAUUCGGCAAUGCGGAAAUAGGUGGACAAUUCAUGUCACCGAGUUUGCAUCCCACUCCCAGGCUGAGGAUCUGAGAGUUCGCGGGGAUUGCAAUUAAGUGACAAGAUUUUUUUAUUUUUUUCUCUUCUUUUUUUACAUUGCGCGUUCGCGUUGCUAAAAUCAGCAGCUUUUAAAAUACACUUUGCUGAGGAUUUCAAGCAUUCUUGUGCGUUUGACAGUGGGCUGAGAAUAAACGAUAAUACUUAAGGAUCAAAGCAACUUGCUCUCUUGCUUGCGAGCAUCAACAUGGACGUGUUGGCGAAUUACAGUAUUUUUCAGGAACUUCAGCUGGUGCACGACACGGGCUACUUCUCCGCGAUGCCGUCGCUGGAGGAGAACUGGCAGCAGACAUGUUUGGAACUGGAGAGGUACUUACAGACGGAGCCCAAAAGGCUCUCCGAACUCUUCGACGAGGAACUCGACUGCCUCCUCACACCAGCCUUCAUGAAAGGGGACAGUGACGAGGACCUGAUGGACCCUCUGUUGCCCAGCUUAUCCCAUGAGUCCAGCCCGCCACCUCUGCUCGUGUCCCUUCCUAAGAUCCUCCAUGCCCCGACCAGCACCAAGAAUACAGAUGCACCGGUGAAAGAGGCCAGUGGUGGCGUGAAUCCUGCUCAGCUCAACGCCGUCACAUCCCUUACACCACCUUCCUCGCCUGAGUUGGGACGGCAUCUCGUAAAGCCCACGCAGACUCUUACCGCCACAGCUGAUGGCACGCUCACACUCAAAUUGAUGGGCAAGAAAGUUGGGCUCGGGGCAGCGAAGCUAGUGCCGACGCAUUCGGUACCCUCGCCGCCAAGCCGCGGAGCACAGAGCGAUGGAGAAGGAGGACUUGGUACAGGCGGAGGAGACAUCCCAGAGAACAAAAAGAGGGUCCAUCGCUGUCAGUUUAAUGGCUGUAGGAAGGUUUACACAAAAAGCUCCCACCUAAAGGCACACCAGAGGACACACACAGGUGAGAAGCCUUACAAAUGUUCCUGGGAGGGCUGUGAAUGGCGUUUCGCGCGAAGCGACGAACUGACGAGGCACUACCGCAAACACACGGGCGCCAAACCAUUCAAGUGCAACCACUGCGACAGAUGUUUUUCCAGGUCUGACCACUUGGCUCUGCACAUGAAGCGACAUAUCUAAGGCCGGGAGAGAAGGGAGAGAAAGAGAGAGAGAGUGAGAGAAGGAGAUGACGACAAAGAGGGAGAAGAGGAGUGCACCACCUAAAAAUUUACAAUGGACAUUGGGUGCACACGAAGGGGUCUGGCCGCAAAAAUCACCGUGAGGAACAUGCGAGGCAGCGUGGGCAAAAGUUGUUGGAUUCUACACCCUCUCGAAACAGUCUUUUCAUCAGCGAUUAGCCAUGCCUUACCAAGCCCUUGCUUGGAGGUCAGACACUGCCAAACGCCACUGUUUUUAUUUUUCCCUCAUUCUCUUUUGUACAGUUCACCACAAGCAUGGGACAGGAAAUGCCACAUCAUGUACAAAACCUAUAUGCACAUUCAUUCUUCGCAGAUGAACCGUUCUACUAGAUUCACGCUCAUUGUACAUUCUGGAAUGACUUCCGUCUUUUACUUUGUAAACCACAUCACAAUAACCAACCUGCAGCUCUGUCGUAUACAGCAAGCAACCAAACUCGUAAAACAACAUUGCCAAUACGUUCUGAUGAGUGACCAAUGGAACUAGCGGCCAAACGUAACGCCCGGCCCCCAGAAGCAGGCUCUGCGUAGAAAACUUAAAAGAGACGCGCAGCAUCGGCAACGCUCAGGAUGCGCUGAUUUCUCAUCCUCUUCGCUCAGGAGCGAACUCUUCUCUGCUCUUCACGCCUGUCACCUCACAGGCGACCGAAACGAUGCGCAGCGACACUUUCUUGCCUUUGUUUUUUAAAGACAGUGUUAAAAAGAUGGUUUGUUUUUUUUCUUCGGAGCUGAAAUGUCUUAAACUUCUGAAAGUGAAAAAACUCGACACAAGCAUAAAUGUGCACAUAUGGGCGACGGGAGGGAAUUGUAAGCCCUUCUCAGUAUGCACAAGGUUCGACUCAGUGGCUGCUAUCUGGCACUGAAAGCGAAAAAGUUUGACAAACAUAAGACGGGAAAAGAACCCCCCCC
This is a messenger RNA of Triplophysa rosa, 2217 nucleotides long. It is a transcript of the gene klf7b, whose product is annotated as Kruppel like factor 7b. NCBI's taxonomy places the organism in Eukaryota, Metazoa, Chordata, Actinopteri, Cypriniformes, Nemacheilidae. The transcript has 4 exons. The record is from RefSeq and is a predicted model, not a curated record. Gene Ontology annotation, biological process: regulation of transcription by RNA polymerase II. Gene Ontology annotation, molecular function: DNA-binding transcription factor activity, RNA polymerase II-specific; RNA polymerase II cis-regulatory region sequence-specific DNA binding. Bases 368 to 1252 code for a protein of 294 amino acids.